Vespa crabro (European hornet) is the source of this 2505-nucleotide messenger RNA. Its product is annotated as transmembrane protease serine 5. Gene Ontology annotation, molecular function: serine-type endopeptidase activity. The record is from RefSeq and is a predicted model, not a curated record. The transcript has 10 exons. Lineage: Eukaryota; Metazoa; Arthropoda; Insecta; Hymenoptera; Vespidae. Gene Ontology annotation, biological process: proteolysis. Bases 569 to 2053 code for a protein of 494 amino acids.
CGACGGCAGCCAACAGCCAGCCAACAGCCAGCAGCCACUCCUCUCAGCCUCCGUUGAUACUUACUCGCGCGUGUAUCUCGUCAGUCGGCUCGGAGCCACGUGCGUGUGCUCGAGAGUGGCUCUCGUCGUGUCGUUCGAGGCUUCCACGAGGCUUCUCGACCCUCUCCUCCUUCUCUUUAUUUUCUUUUUUUUCUUCCUUUCUCUUCUUUUCUUUUUUCUUUCCUUCUUUCUUUUUUUUUUCUUUCUUUCUUCUUCAUUUUCCCUUCAUCCGUCGUCCCUCCCUCUCUCUCUCUCUCUCUCUUUCUUUUUCUCUCUCUUUCUCCGUUACUCCUCUUUGAAACAUCGUGUGUGCCUCGACGAACGAUCUCGUCUUUUUCUUCCUAUUUUUAUCCUUUCCACCAUCAACGAUCAGUGACUUUCAACGGAUCAAGGAGAACGUCAACGAUCCCUCAUUGAGAGAGAGAAUUCCCACGUUUCUUUUAAAGAACGAAAGAAAGUGUAAGGAUUUAAAAUAUUUGGUGAAAACCACUGUGGAUAAAAGCUCCAGUAGCAAGACCCGACGAGACAGAUGGUGUCGGUCGAAGGGACUAAAAAUAUCAUUUGGUUCCGCGGUAGGAACAUUGCGAAUCAUAGCUCUACGGUGGCUGUAAAUGAUGACGGCUGGAUAGAUUCAUUUAGUCAGGAAACAAUUACGGAACAAUCUCCAAAGACCGGAUCCUCGAAAUUAUCUUAUUUUACUAAUUGGAGCGAAUGGUCGGUCUGCGAUCGACACUGUUCACAAAAUCGUGUUAGAAGAUGCAUAACGAAGAGUCAAUGUGGAACCACUGUACUUAGAGAAGAACGUACUUGUGAGCAUAAAAGAAAAGGACGUAGAAGAAGAUGCAAGCAACGUCAACGUCGAGGACGAUGGAAAACAGAUAAAUUCCACGUGGUACAGUUGCCAAAGGAAGCCGCGCCUAGACAUGGUAGAAGAAGAGGUACCGAUGUCAAGGAUCAAUUUAGCAGUCAUUAUGGCAAAUGGAGCAAAUGGUCUCCGUGUACAAGGUUAUGCACUACGCAACGUCACAGAUGGUGUAGAAAACCUGGCAUCUGUGGUCGCGACGUAAUACGAGAGAGUGCUUAUUGUUACGUCGAGGGUAGCUUUUGCCAAAGAUGGAUACAUCGAAAAAUUCGUGGGAGUCGAGAGGAAGAUAACGAUGACGUGAUAUUGGACGAGUAUGAAUUGAAUCCCAACGCCGUCGACAGUUUCGUUCCUGAAAAGACUCAACCAACUUGGAAAUGCGGAGUUAUGAAUUCUCAGAAAAAUUCUAGGCUUUCUUAUUUCACUCGAAUCAUCGGUGGUCGUCCAGCUGUUCCAGGAGCUUGGCCAUGGCAGGUGGCUGUAUUAAACAGAUUUCACGAAGCAUUUUGCGGAGGAACUCUGGUCUCUCCGAAAUGGGUCUUGACUGCCGCCCACUGCAUAAGAAAACGCUUGUACGUUCGUAUCGGUGAACACGAUUUAACGGUGAAGGAGGGCACUGAACUGGAGCUCAGGGUGGACUCGGUAGUAAUACAUCCAGAAUACGACGCUGAUACCGUUGAUAACGACGUUGCUAUGUUACGUCUUCCAGUUAAUUUGACUCCUUCUCCCUCGAGAGGGAUCGCUUGUCUUCCAGCGCCAAAACAACUUUUGCCAACGAAUCAGUUGUGUACGAUUUUAGGUUGGGGCAAGUCCAAAGUGACCGAUGAUUUUGGUACAGACAUUCUUCAUGAGGCUAAGAUACCUAUAGUUUCACCAGAAACUUGUCGACAAGUUUAUGUGGAUUAUAGAAUAACUGAUAAUAUGUUUUGUGCCGGUUAUCGUCGUGGAAAAAUGGAUUCCUGUGCUGGUGACAGUGGUGGACCUUUGCUGUGCAGAGAUCCUCGAAGACCCGAUCACGGUUGGACUAUUUUUGGUAUUACUAGUUUUGGGGAAGGUUGUGGGAAACGUGGAAAAUUCGGAAUUUAUGCCAAGCUGCCGAAUUACGUUAGGUGGAUUACAAGAGUCAUGAAACAGGACGACGAACGUAAUUAGAGACGAUUUGAAAAUACAAUGUAUUAAAAACUUUCAGCGAAAACUUGGCAAACUUCUUCAGCGAAGAUUUCAACGAUGUGAUCAUAAUAUUUGUCGACAGUGUUGGAUUAUAUUGAAAAAGUGCAUAAAGUGCUGAGUGAUGUCUAACUUUAACUCUUAGGUUAAUAAAUACAAGGCGGUUACUAAAAACGUAGAGAGACAGACAUUAGAUAAACGUUGUUAGUGUAGCCUCGUUAGAAACAUUCUUCUAAUUGCGCCAUUUUUACGAACUUUUGUAAGCGAGUUAUAGAAGAAUAAUCUAAUUUUUUUUUUUUUCUUUUUUUUUAUAUAUAUAUAUAUAUAAUCCAAACGAUUCACAGUUUGUUGCAUUCGCAAAUUCUUUAUUUGAUCAUAAGAAAUGUAAUGUCUACAAUGAUAAGUGUAAAUGAAAAUUAUUACAUUUGUGCAGCCUG